Molecule: messenger RNA, 4108 nt
Organism: Brassica napus (rape)
Lineage: Eukaryota; Viridiplantae; Streptophyta; Magnoliopsida; Brassicales; Brassicaceae
Exons: 2
Coding region: 2278-3924 (548 amino acids)
Molecular function (GO): nucleic acid binding; zinc ion binding
Source: RefSeq, a predicted model, not a curated record
CAUCUAAAAAAAAAAGUCAUCUAAUCAAAUGAGACUUUUUUAGUUUCAUAUUUUUAUUCAUGUUUAUAAUAAAUAAUUGAUGAAGUUUCUAUAGUUAAAAUAAUAUUUAUUAGUCAUUUUCAGUUAUAAUACUUUCAGGACAUUAUGUUGAAAUUUGAAAAUUUCUUUCAAUAAUAGUAUGCCAUACACAAUUAGUGAUAGCUUGUUUAUAUAACUAAAAAAAAAUCGACAAUCAAUAGGACAGAAAAAACAAAGUUAAUAGAAACUCUUGUUUUUUGGAAAAUAGAAAAAUUAUAUGUUUAAUAGUUUUAGAUAAAAAAAAUAUAAAAAAGUUAUAGAUUAUAAAUUUGCUUAGGCAAUGUAAACCGAUCGACCGACACUAACGAAGGAUUCUGCAACAUACCUAGGUGAAGACAUGAAAGAAAAUCCUACUUUUGUACAAUGAACAUACACAAUUAAUAUAUUCUUAAUACAAAUAGAUGAACAUUACAGGUUUAAUUAUUAAAUGACUUUUGAAAUGUGUCUGGUCCAUUUAUGUUCCAAAAUUUAAAACCCGUCACUUUUUUUUUUUGAAAUAAUGUUAAAAUUAUUCAUUUCAAAAAAUCUCUUUAUACCUUGUGUGACUGUUUCUCAAGUUUGAUCUAAAAUUUAUUUAAGCGCUAAAAUAGAAUCGAAACUCUGCUAGUGUAUACUCCCGGUUUGCAAACCAAGCUUGCAGAAGCGAAUCUUCCAUUUCCAACCAUAUGUAACGGCACCGUUACAGACGCCUUUGUCAAUAAAUAUUAGGUGACCUGCAGAGUUUUUAUUGUUGGAGGUGGCUUUUGCCCUUCAACAAGGCUUCUAAGAUAAUGGAUUCAGCAUAUAGGUCACUAGAAAAAACGCUAGACAUCAUUUGUUUAUAAAAUAAGGAAACACCCUCUCUUUGAAAGGGAUCAUUUUUCUCAUUCUUUUUCAUCUUCUCUCAUUUUCUAAAGAAAAAACACUCUCUAGAGAGAACACCUUAUCACAUGCCUUUUUCUAGGCACACGUGUCCCAUUGUUGUAGAACUACGAUUGGCUUGAUCCCUACCAAAAAAUAUGUUAUGUAAGCAUCCUUUCAGUGGUCCAGACACAAUCAUUAAACCUCUUUUAUUUUCCAUCUAUCUAGUUCAAGCUCAACAUGAAGGCUUCUCCUAAUUUCACCAUGGAAAUCUGUCAUUUCCUAGCACAUCACCGAUUUCGGUUCAAACACUUAUUAUCAUUCUUUUUCUUUCACUUACUUUAGUUCGACCCGGGUCAGAUCGAAGAAUCUAAAAAAUAUCAUUUGAAAACUCGGGUCAGAUUGCGCGGUAACCCGGGAAUCAGGGAAGGAGUGACAUUCACAAUAAAUAAUAUCAAAGGAGGGAGAGCACAGGAGACGUGCCUACGCUCACUCACAGUAAUUGCCACACCCUAACUUCUCUGUCAAGUCAGGUUUAGAAAAUCUCUGCUUUAAUCUCUCUGUUCAUCUCUAUGCUCUGUUAUGAUAACUUAUGCUUGAAAAUGUAUAUGGGUUAUUAUAAGCACAAGAUCCUAGUAAAGGAUACUCUGGUCCCGGUGGUUCAACAUUCAUCUAUGGUCAUCAAAUGAAAUCUAGUGAAUCUGCUAUCAUCCGUAUGUAAAGCCUCUUGAGAAAGUAACCCUAAUAAAUUACGUAUUGUUGAUUCAAGGACUGUACUUAAAAAGGAACAUGCUUUUUGAUGGGUCUCCUCUUUCCUCAAAAAGGUCUCGCUUGUACGUCAUGUAAUUCACGAGAGUUGAGCUGCCAUGCAUAAAACUUAACGUACACUAUUCUCUCAAGAUGGAGAAUAUACUAUUCCAGAAACCAUAUAAUAUACACAAGCUUUAGAUUGUCAUUUACUUUUGCUCUAAUCAGUUCUGCUAGGCUAAACUUUCGAACAGAAAAUGCGUGUAUUCCCUGGAUUUGGUAGCUGGAUCAAUCAGAACAGUCAACAGCCUCUUAAGGCCGAGUCCAAGAGAUCUGAAAAUGGCGAAUCUAAGUCGGCGUCAGAGAAAGACACUAACAAUGCUCCUGCUAAGAAGAAGAAGGAGGUGGUAUAUUAUGAUGAAAAAGAGGACACGAAACAAGAAGGACUUUGGCAUGAAGCAGAGAAGAAGCAUCCAUGGCAUAAUCCACCUCCCAAGAUAAAUAAAAGAAUAGAACGCGCCUCACGCGCCUUUGCGAAAAUCUCCCAAACUGAGAACCACUUCGUUUCACCUCCUCCGUCGCCGUGUCCGGCGCCGGCCACCCCCUGCGGCCAUGGCAAAGAAGAAGCCACCCAAAGGAAAGCCACCAAACCGUUCAACCACUCACCCCGGCUCCGCCUCUCGCUCCACCUCCGCGUCCAAGCCUCGCGCUGUCUCACCACACGCUGCUGGCUCCGACUCCGCUACUGGAAAGGUCGAUCCUGGCUUUCCUCCAGUCAAAGAUGCUCAGACUACUGCUACUGUAGUGGAUCUGGCCAUGGAGAUUGAAAACCCCAAUCUCGAAAACCUAGCUACAGAAUCGAAUGCUGUACCUAGACCUACAGUUCCCGACACCACUGUUGAUGCAAACACUGGUAAGGAAACGGGGACUGACUUGAAACCCUCUCAGGAUGGACCGACCAGCAACGGUUCUUCUCCUGCGGAACUCUGGAAAGGUUUUGUGAAGGAAGCUUCUAUAAAACUUCAACCGAAGGAGAAGCCGUUCUUGCUCGACUCUGGUGAACCGUGCGUUACCAUUCCAAAUGCAGUUGUUGAAAAGAACAAAAAAGCUUGGGAAUGCUUUAUUCUUGGUCAGUUCUACAACGACGCCCCUGCCCGGGGUGCCGUUCAUGCAAUUGUAAACGGAAUUUGGAGUAAACACCGUAGAGAUAUCACAGUAUCGAAGAUGGAUAAUCAAGCUUUCCUUUUCCGUGUACCCUGUCCUCAUGCCCGUAGACGCAUCCUUGCUCAGAACUUCUGGCAGAUCGAUGGGCAAACGAUGUUUGUAGCCAAGUGGUCUCCAGGCCUUCAACAGGUUAAACCUGAGCUCGAGAUGGUGCCGAUUUGGCUCGAGCUUAGAAGAGUUCCGCUUCAGUUCUUCAACCAAGAUGCUUUGCAAGAAAUUGCAGGAAUAGUGGGCCACCCUGUUUGCCUUCAUCCGUCAACAGAGCAACUUAUCGACAUUGAAGUGGCAAAGGUUUACACUGUUAUUGAUCCUCGAAAGCCUCUUCCAAACUUUGUCAAUGCACGGUUUGAGAGCGGAGAUACUCGACGCAUCUCUGUCUCUAGCCCCUUCAUGCCGUCUUUGUGCUCCUUUUGCAAGAAAGUCGGUCAUACCAUCUCCCGCUGUAAGGAUGCGCCUAAGACAUGUACUCUCUGCAACUCUGUCAAGCACCUAAUGGUUGAUUGCUCGAGAUAUAGCCGUGAAAAGGCAAGAGGAAAGGCUCAUAUAAAAAGCCUUCUACCAAUUGUCUCUCAGACAAAGAAAGUCUACAGACCAGCGGGAGAUAAGAACAAGGGUGAGACGGCCUCUUCUUCUGUCCCUCCAGCACGGUCUGAUAUUCCCUCAGAGCGGUCUACUCCUGCUCGGGCUAAUUCUCCUUUACUACGGACUACUCCUCCUUCACUUCCACAUCGCUCGAACUUGGAGAACAGGCAAAGAUCAGUGUCUCCUAUCAGCCACCACGCUCAGCGUGUGAAUCCUCAUUCCCAGACGUUGGCUGUCGAGACUAAUGAUCUGGUGGAAGGUCGCCUUGUCGUAGAUUUAACCUCUUAUUCCUCGAAAAACUCCAUCUCAUCUGGUCAUGUUUCUGAUGGUAGUAACUUUUCGGGCGAUGAGGAUCCGGGUGACGGAGAUGAUAAAUACAUCGAAGUCAUUUCUCGAAGAAUGAAGAAACAGUUAAAAGGAAAGGCUAGGGCAGGAGACCCUCUAAUCCUCUAAAUUUUACCUCUUAUAUAUGGAUCUUUUUUGUUGGAAUAUAAGAGGAAUAAAUGAUUCUGUAAAACGGAGGGGUUUUAGGAAAUGGAUGCGGAAGAAUAAACCUAUUUUUGGUGGUCUCGUGGAGACACAUGUACAGCUACCUAAGUCGGAUGGUAUUUUAAACUCUAUUCUACCGGGUUGGUCU